This is a messenger RNA of Durusdinium trenchii, 2291 nucleotides long. NCBI's taxonomy places the organism in Eukaryota, Dinophyceae, Suessiales, Symbiodiniaceae. The record is from the annotation of a GenBank genome assembly.
CCCCGAUCAAAUCAUCGACCAUUGAGCCUUGCAGCGGACCCGCAUGCUGACACCACUUGAGCAUGCUGAAUGCCAAUCGUCCUGGGAGGUUUCAAAGCAUUCCCAGGAGCCCCUUUGGUGCGCUUCGGGCAGCUGUGCGACCACCAUCGCGUGGAGGCACGGAAGGCUCUGCUUGCUCCACUCCGCGCAGAGCUGGAGGCGACGCGAAGGAGACGCGAAGUUACUCGCAGCUCCACCUGCGUCGCCCUCGAAGAGAACUUCCUCAGAAGUUUUCAGGUCCUGGCCCACGUGCGGAAGCCAUUGAACGCUUAAGAGCAGAGAUCUUUCCCGCAGCUUGGGAUGAACUGGGUGUCAUGGAGGCGGCCACAGCGCCAGAGGAGGCGGAACUGGAAUUGCUUCGACUUCGGCGGCGCUUGGCCACGACCCGACGGGAAUCCACAGCUGUUCGGCAGACGCUGCAUGAGGCGCUCCGAAGCAACGUGGAAAGUGCCAAACUGUGGAGCGCGAAUCGGGAACGUGUGGGAGACUUGUUGGAGGAGGAGCAAGCGAUUGAGGCAGUCUUGGAGGUGCACGAGUCGCGGCUGGUACGGAAUCUUCCCAGCGUUGGCUUGGAAGAGGAGGUGGAGGCCCUCCGUGAGGAGGUGGCUGAACAGGCCGAAGAUGUGCGAGUUCAGGCGGAAAAGCAAAUCCUGAAGAGCCGAAACUUGAAGAUCUUCAAAGCUUUGGCCAAGCUUCAGAAAGCUCGGCUGCGUGCCAAUGCUGCUGUAGCAGAAGCCAAAGGAUAUGCUAAAGACUUCGAGAUGAAGACUUCUCAACUCAAAGAAGCUGAGGAAUCCACAUGCGCCUUGCGUUUCAAAGCAACGAGCUUGAAAGAGGAGGUGGCACAGGCCAAAGCGGAGGCAGCAGGAAGCAACAAGCUUCCCAACCAGCUACUGCAGGUCCUCCAAAGCGAACUGAAGGCAGAGGAGCAGCGCUCGAAGAUUUGGCACAUGAUCGAUACAUCCCGCGAGAAGUCACAGGUGGCAAUUCGAGCCCAAAUGGAUCAGCUCUCCGAAAGCUUGAAGGCAGUGCAGGACUUGUCAGGGACCACUGCUGCAGAGCUUCAGGAUGCAGAGUCCAUGGCAGCCAGGGCGACCAGCAGGUUGAAGGCCGCGCAGAAGAGAGCUGCCCUGCUUGCAGCAGAGGCACGGCAUUUGGCCGCAUCCCAAGACUCCUUGGAGGCCGAGCUGCAGCGCCAGCGUGAUGCCACGAAAGCAUGGCAAAGCUGUGGGCAGAGCCCUUCCAGAUGGCAACAAGCCGAUGAGGCAUCCGAGACUUGCCGCUUGCUCGCCUGGAGAAAGAUGGUGCACUGUAACAGCUUACUGCUGCACUCGAUCCAACACUGCAAGAGCCAGUUCCUCCAGGGCAGUGCGCGCCUUAGAGCCCUGGUCUUCGCGGGCGACAAGAUUGGAUGGAUGAGCCCUGAAACGGGCUCCGGGGAUCACUUGCUGAAGCCGGUGAACCUGCUCAGCAGAAAGGUAGUGGACAUGCACAAGCAGACCUUGCGCUCAUCGGGCUCAGGUGUGCGCAAGUCCUAUCAGCAAGGUGGCAACAAUCCAUGGGAGGCCGGUGCAACCUACCGGAUGUUGGAGAAGACCCCCUUGCGGAGCGGCUCAGACCUGAAGAGCUCCGAAGUGGGCAAGGUCUCUGCUGGCAGGUUAGUGGCGGUCCAGGAAUCCAACAACGUCGAGAUCCAGGGCGGAUGGUGUCCGGUGGCCAACAUUGUGGUGCAGGAAGGUCCAGAGAAGGGCAAGUCUGGAUGGGUCCGGUGCACUGCCAAAGAUGGGCAUGAUGUGAUGGACACACGCGAUCACAAUGAGUACGACAAGAUCAUUCAAAAGAUGAGAGAGUCUGCUGGCACCAUUGCCGACCUCUCGGAAGACGCGCGGCCUGCGGAGAUACAGGCCAUGAACGUGAAGUUGGAACAGCAGAAGAAGGAGGCGCAAGCAAGAGCUGCAGAGAAGGAGGAGAAAGGACCUAGCCGUAGCAAUCCUCCUGAAGACACGGAUGCGGCCAUCAUCAGCCAGGAGCAAGAUCCUUUGGACUUCGAGCAAGAUAGGCCGCAGGACGAGAACGACAAGAAGGCAUCCUCUGCUGACCAGAUGGCAGCAGACUUUGCCGAGUUGACUGAAACCAUGCGGAAGCUUGAGGACUUUGAGCAGACCCAGGAUGAGGAUCGGCCUCAACCAGAAACCCGGGUGGAGAGAGUGGAGGAGGGCGCUGGCUGGUGCUUCUGUGGCUGCGGAAAAUGA